Molecule: messenger RNA, 3107 nt
Organism: Ziziphus jujuba (common jujube)
Lineage: Eukaryota; Viridiplantae; Streptophyta; Magnoliopsida; Rosales; Rhamnaceae
Product: transcription factor EMB1444
Exons: 11
Coding region: 709-2889 (726 amino acids)
Biological process (GO): regulation of DNA-templated transcription
Molecular function (GO): DNA-binding transcription factor activity; protein dimerization activity
Source: RefSeq, a predicted model, not a curated record
CGGUGGCGGGUGCUGUGUAUAAAAGGAGCUCCGUAAAGCACGUUUUAUAUGCGAGAUUUUGUGGUGUGUUAUUCGUCGUUCGCUCUUGUUUGGCUGAUCGUAAUCCGUCUCAACGGAAACUUUUGAGAGAGACAGAAAGAGAGAGAAAAUGGAGUCCGGCGAAUUCGAAUGGCGGAGUUCAUUGAUCGGAGACUCUGUGCAAUAGUUUGAGUUGUUUUCUUGUGGUUUCUGGAACAGAGAAGUGAGUUAGAAACUGGUGGAUCAAGUGAGCUUUCGGUUCGAUUCGAGUAGAAUUUCCUAUUCCCUUGCAAAGAAGAAUCAUCGUUUAUUCUGAACAAACAAACAGUAGUGAGAAAGUUUCUUCUUAUACGUACUUUUGCUUGAUUAGCUGCAAUUUCAUGGAAGAAUUAUUACGAUUGUUGAAGGAAGUGGAGCGUUUGACAUUUUCUUCCUCUCUUUAAGAGGUUUUGAAAAAACAAAUAUAGGUAUUACAAUUGGUAGUGAUAGUAUAUUACGUUUUGUAGCAAUGGAAUUUCUGCUGCUUGGUUCAACAGGACCUCCGAUUAAGCGAAGAGCGGGAUUAAGAAUUAAACAGGCGGGUAGAGGUUCAUAUCGGGGCAGUUAGAGAAAAAUUUUCAGUGAUAAUUUGGUCCAUUUAUUUUUUGUUUUGUGGUAGAAACAUUGUGAAUUUCCUAGAAAACUUAGCGCAUGGGAACUACUGCUUUAAGACAGUUUCUGAAGAGUCUUUGCAGCAACUCGCAAUGGAAUUAUGCUGUAUUUUGGAAGCUCAAUCACCAGAAUCCAUUGAUUUUGACCUGGGAGGAUGGGUAUUUUGAUCAUCCAAAACCAUCAAAAAUUGAGGGAAGUGUGUCAGAUAACAUUUACUUCAGUGGAAUGAAGAGCAUAUCCUUUUCAAGCUGUGAGACAAUUACGGAUGAUUGCGGAUCUGGGGGAUAUCCAAUUGGACUAGCUGUUGCUAAUAUGUCAUCACUUCAGUAUGCCAUGGGAGAGGGGUUUGUUGGUGAGGUUGCAUACACAGGGACACAUAGCUGGGUUUUCUCCAACAGUCUUUUUACCAGAGAAUCUUACUCAGAGCUAGUUCCUGAUGAUGGAUGGCUUCUUCAGUUUGCGCUGGGUAUGAAGACAAUAUUGCUUGUACCUCUACUUCCUGAUGGAGUUUUGCAACUUGGCUCAUUAGAAGUGGUUGCUGAAGAUAUUGCAGUGGUGGCUUCAGUCAAAGAUUCAUUCAAUUCCAUUUGCAACGUCAUGGAGAAUGCUGUACCUUCAAUGUUACAGAGGAAUAUAGUAGAUUACUCAUUGUCAUCUUCUACACUUGUGGAGAACAUAGGUGAACCACUGAUGGAGAAUAUAGAUCGACCAUCAGGUCUAAUAGUUAGCAAACUGAAAGUUGAAAAUUCGGAGGAUGUUGACAGCAUUAGAGUGAUGGAAAACAAAUACUCAACUUUAAAGAAAUGGAUGCCAGGGUCUACUGUUCAAGACAUGCAACUGGAGUCUGGAAAAUAUGUGCCAGGUAUUCUCAAGAGAAAUAGUCAAAAUGAGUUUGAUAUCCCUGAAGAAUCAUAUCUACUGAGAGAAUGCAUAAGUGCAAGCCAGCUGGAGAUGUUGGACAGUAAGAUGUUUGAGUUGUCUUGUCUGGAAGAAGAACUACUGGCUUAUACUUCUUCUAGCACUCACAACAUGGAAGUGUUAGGAGAAUCCUUCAAUGGAGUUAAUUCUUGUUCUGCUGGAGACAUCGAAACACAACUGUUUGGAGACGAUAAUAUUUAUGAUGGAAAUUACAGAAGUAUGGGCAAUUGCUUUAGCUUUCCUGAAGAUUUUGAACUUCACAAAGCACUUGGACCUGCUUUCCAGAUAAAAACUAGUGAACAGCCAUGGGACUCAUCAUUUGUGGUUGAGGAUGCAUGUAAUAGCUCAAGUUUGAUCUGUAAUAAGGAUUUCUUUGGCAUUGCUGAAGAAUGGCAGUUCACCAAAACUAAUGAUGAAAUGUCAGAGCCUGUUGGAGCCAACUUAUGUAGUGUCGCUGAUGAUUCAUCAUCUACCCUAUCUGAGAGUGUCCUGACGUAUACAUCUUCAUCAAAGCAGUUCAGUGCCUGUCAACCACAAACUCAUUCUAGCAUGAGUCCAUGGGUGAAAAAUUUUCCAGAAACAGGAAUCCUUGAUGGAUCUGCAUUUCUUGCCAAAGAAAAAACUUCUGCUUCUUUCAAUGGUGUGAUGAAGACACUGAUUGAUAAAGAGAUGCAGGUAAAGAAUUGCAGUUAUUUGCAACCUAGGAAGGGACAAAAGUCAAAUGGCAGGACAACCAGGGCAAAAAGCGGAAAUAACCAAAGGCCAAGACCAAGGGACAGGCAACUAAUCCAGGAUCGUGUCAAGGAGCUGAGAGAACUUGUCCCAAAUGGUUCUAAGUGUAGCAUUGACGGCCUUUUAGAUCAGACCAUAAAGCACAUGCUAUAUUUAAGAAGUGUGACUGAGCAAGCUGAGAAAUUGAAGCCCUAUAUGCAUCAGGAGACAAAUGGUUGGAAGAACUGCGAAUCAUCCCAAAAUGAGAAAGAUUUCCAAAAUGGAACGAGCUUGGCCUUUGAAUGGGGAAGUGAGACUCCUAUUUGCCCCAUAGUUGUGGAAGAUCUUGAACAGCCAGGGCACAUGCUCAUUGAGAUGCAAUGCGAUGGGCAUGAACAUUUCUUCGAGAUCACCCAAGUGAUCGGACGAUUGGAAUUGACAAUCAUCAAGGGUGUGAUGGAAAACCGUUCAAAUACCACGUGGGCUCAUUUUGUCGUUGAGGUUUCUAAGGGUUUUCACAGAAUGGAUAUAUUCUGGCCUCUUCUCCAUCUUUUACAACGCAGAAAAAAUCUCAUCUCAAGCAAGAUCUGAUAAGUGAACUAGACAAAGUGAAUCCGUGUAGCUUUUCUUUUUUCAUGCUUCAAGCACCUAGACAGAACCCCUGGAUAAAAAAAAAAAAAAAAAAUUCCAUCUUUAUAGAACAAUAUGUCAUGCUAGUACAUGGGUUUUAUUGUUUGUGUACAAACUCGUUAGGAUCUUGCAAUAUGCUUUUUUGAAAGGGAAUAUAGCUCCUAAAAGAAUGAACAAUA